Platichthys flesus (European flounder) is the source of this 6441-nucleotide messenger RNA. RefSeq names its product nck-associated protein 5-like. Gene Ontology annotation, biological process: microtubule depolymerization; microtubule bundle formation. The coding region runs from base 16 to 3552 and encodes 1178 amino acids. Gene Ontology annotation, cellular component: microtubule plus-end. The transcript is spliced from 6 exons. Lineage: Eukaryota; Metazoa; Chordata; Actinopteri; Pleuronectiformes; Pleuronectidae. The record is from RefSeq and is a predicted model, not a curated record.
AGCCGGGACAAAAGGAUGAGUACAGGUUCAGUAUCCAGCAAUCAUUCAGCACCCUUGGAGCCGACAGAGCUGGGAUGGAAGGAGGGCCACAUUCUGAAAGGCCUAAAGCGUCUCCAAAUGUCCAGCUCAAAAGAAGCUUCCGCAAAUGCAUCUGUACCAGACUGCAAAGACUGUAUGACCUCUAAUGAAGGCAUAUACUCACUUGGUGUAAAGUGUGCCCCGCAAGUGGCUACAGCUAAACAAGUAGCUCCUUCGAGUAAAUCUUUGAAGGGUGAAGAAAGGAUUGCUGUUCCUGACUCUGACGAUGCAGAUGAUGAGUCAUCUAAAUUACGAAGUGGGGACUCCAGUGAGCAACCAACACAGGAGCUUCUGUGCUUAGAGAAACCGGAUGUCACAAAAAACGAUGAUGGCAAUUUGCUAGAAGACUCAGCAAAACUUAAUGGAAAUUCUGGUGUUUUUCCCUCACCAGUGACAGACAACUUUUCAUUUUUGGUGGGGCCCACAAUAAAACCUGGAUUAAGCCCAACAGACAAGAAUAAAGAUUCACUUGAAAAACACAAAGCAUCAGACAUGAAAUCCAGUGACAGAAAUAAUAACCAAGAAAAGUCUACUGACCGUAAAUCCAGACUUGAUCACGUCAAAAGACAACAGAGCAGACCUGCUAUCAAGCAAAUGGAUGGAGGAACAAGUGAUAUGAGCUCAUCUAUACCACAUACUGCAACCAGAGCUCUUAGCUGUGUGAAUGACGCUAGACAGCGCAGCUCCUCAGUGGAGGUUGAUCAUUGCAGAGACAAGGCAAAUAAAGUAGGCAGUGAGACCCAGGACAUCUCAAGCUCAGAAUCUCCACAAAGGAAACUGAAACUUCAGCCAUGGGAUUCAGCAAGAAAGGCUUUCAUUCUGAGGAGCAAGAGUGCAGAUGGAGGACCAGAGCAAGCUAAGCACACACAUUCACCUCUCCACCAAAAACUUAUAAAGGGUAACAGGUCCAAAGGACAGCCAAAUCCUGGUGGGCAUAGUGUUACUAGUAAAAGAACAAAUCUUAGUAAAACACAAGGAUCAAGCAAAGGUGCAUUAUCUAAAAUUGAGAACAAUGAGGAUAUUGUCGUAUCAACAAGUUCCAAGUCGCUUGAAAGUGAACAGCAGUUCUCUCCCGUUGCUUCCCCUGUGAAAUAUUCAACGACAUUUAAGACUCCAGGAAUCAAUGAAUGCUCUGAAAACCCAACAACAUUUUCUCUCCAAGCCACAAGAACUCAAUCAAGCAACAACUGUGUGGAAGAGAACAUAUAUGAUAACUUACCCUGCUCCCCACUAAAACAACGACGCCAAGACCAGCACUGUGAUGUUUCCCUUUCAGAAUAUAGGUCCCCACCCCCUCCUUUACCCCCAGGUCGAACCACCUCUCUUCUUCUUAGACCCACUUGCGACUCUUUACCCGAAGCUCAUAAAUCUGUAGGUCAGUGCUCUACUACUGGGAAGACAACAUCAAGCAACACCAAGCCAAAAUCACAUCAGCUUUGUUCUGCUUUACAGCCUCAACAAUCCAGUGCAACAAAAGACAAUCGACAAACAGCUCCACAAAUUGGUGCUGAAGGUAUCCCCUCUAAGCUCUACCAUACCCAUUCAUCGAAGACAACACAUGUCCAAGUUGAAGAAUCUCAAACUUCAGACUCAAGACAGUUUCCAAUGGACAGAGCUGCCCCACACUAUGAUGAAAAUAUUGCACCCUCAAUCAUGCCAAAUCAGAGCAUCUUACAAAGAUCCCACCAGAGUAGUAGUGAGCCAAAACUUUCAGAAGUCUUGCCUCAGGUAUAUUCUAAUGUUUACUACCAUGGGAUUUCCAAUAAUUCUCACAGUUCCACUUCAAGAGGUGGUAGAAUGGCUCUCCCUGUAAAUGCUAAAUCGAAUGAGGCAAUCGCAGGACAGGAAACCAGUACCUUCCUCAUAUUCGGAAGACAGAACAAAGAUGAUACAAACUCGAUUACAAAAAGUGUCCAGACAUUUCAGACUUUUAUGUGUGAUCCCCAGAUGAAACAUGACUGUGGUGCUCGUGAAAGAACGCGCAGAAAGAUUGAAACCCGCUGUAACUCACUGGACUCGGAGCCCUGUGCUCAACCUGUUGCAUCAGACAGUGGUGUGAUGUUAGACUGGGGUUUUGAUGAAGAAGGUUGGCUCUUUAAACGGUCAGUGUCAGUGUCAACCAGACCUCUCCUUAAACCAGUAAUGGGCAUGAAUGGGGCCAAGGCCCGUAGCCAGAGUUUCGGUGCACGCUACAUGGAUAGGCCAAGCUUCAACAGAUCUGGAAAGGUCCGGACACAGAUCAAAACACACUCAGGGAGUUCCUUAAAUUCUCUUGGUGAUGUCCUUCCAGGAAGUAUGAGUUGCUCUAGCAGCUACCAUUGUCCAAUGAAUCGAUCCCUUUUGAACAACUUCUUGAUUGAAGAGGGUUUGACGGUUCCCUCAUAUUUGGGGUCCUCCAGUGAAAGACUCCAAAGCCUGAAACUCCAGCGAGAGCAGGCAAGGCGCAUUCAGAUUGAGCAACAGUUUUCAAGUGCUUUUGGUGAGCCAGUCUCUGAGGAACCAGAAAGACAAAGUUCAAUAACCACAAUCGAAGAGAAAGUGAUGCUCGGCAUAGAGGAGAACUUACACAAGUGUCAAGAACAGGAGCGAACCAUAGAAGUGAAACAAAAACCUGGUCCAACUCUGGCAAAUUGGUUUGGUUUUCGUAAAAGUAAGCUUCCUGCACCAAGCAGCAAGAAGACUGAUCCACCAAAAGUAAAAGAAGACAAGAGAGAGCAAAAGAUUACAUCACUUCUCGGAGGAAAGCAGGCAAAGUCUGACAAAAAGAGAGACAGAAGAAAAAGUGAUGGAAAAGACUGCUCCGUGGGUAGAAGAGAGUCUCACGAUGCAGUGAGAGCAUGCAUAUCAAUGCCCUGCCCAGGAAUGUCCCUGAAUGAGAUACAAGGACAUGCUGACAUCAUUGGGGACCCAAAGAUACAGAUUAUGAGCAGGAGAGCUGAUAGUGAAAAUGGAUCCACUUUGAAGACCCCCAACCAGGCUGCAGUAACAGGCUCCGGCUGUAAGAUGCGAACGUUGGACAGUGGGAUUGGGACCAUCCCUCUUCCUGAAUCCUGUUCCUUCUUCUCCUCCAUCCUGCACCUCCUCCCCAAAUCCUCAUCAACCCCAGACCAGUCCCUCAGUCCUCCCAGUGCCCCCGGUUCCUCCAGCGAGGACGUGUCUCCCUCCCCAUUACCCCGGUGGAGAAUACCCUCCAGCUUUAAGGACAGCAGCCAUGCAGGGGUUCUAAACUCCCUGUCUGACUCCUCCAUGACCCAUAUCCAGUCAGUGCCUUUCCCCACUGUGGCCUUCCUGCAGCCCAUCCAACCCCAGUGUGCACCUAUUGUGACCUCUGCCAGUGUGUGUGAUCCCCAGAGCAGGCUCCCCAGACCACCCCAAGGUGGAAUGGAACCAAAGAAGUUAACCUAUAUCAAAUCGAACACACGAGCCACCCCGAGCCAACAGAAAGAGCAGACGAGACUUCAGCUUGCCAACUAGUUCCUGAGGCUAAAGGAGUCAAACUAGAAACGGGGAGUCGAAUUUUCACUUGGAUUUAUCACAACUCACAUGGAGGAUCCUUAAGUCCCACAGUGUGGACACUGUGUCUGUGUAUGAGGAUGAAACCCUCGGAACUUGGCACUGCAGGCUUCCACAUGCUUGGUGUUGAGUUGAGAUCCUCAGCAGCUCUUGAUGUGUAAUAAUGAAAACUUUGGCAGCCAUUUUGGAGAUCUGCAGCUCAUCGGCUUCAGCUUCUAAACGUUCAACUCUACUGAAUCACUAGUUACAUUGACAUGGUUCAUUUUUUUUUCAUCUGACAACAUGCAAUUUUAAAUACAUGAUACAAUCACAUUUUAACUGCAAUGGUAGGUUAGUUUCUAUGUCUCUAUGCUACCAGAUGUCUCAUUACCAACUUAUAAAUACAUCUGAGUUGCACAUUAGCUGAUGUAAGUGGCUGUGCACAUUAACUGACCUACAACAAGUGAAGCUUUAAAUGUGCGGGUCUGAUCGGAAAUCAACCUUGCGUAACCCUGACUUACUAAAUGCCUCUACUGCAACACACAACUUUCAUUGUUAAAAACGUAUAUUCUCAUGUUAAAAUGUGUUAUCAUACUGUGUGACAGUAUGCAACUGGCACAGCAAUGCUGUUGCAACCCUGUCACCUUACAAAUUACAUAUAUAUAACUUACUUUGUCUGGCUAUUUUGGAGAAAUUAUAAAACUGCUUGAAUUGUGUAUUUCUUUUUUCCAAAAAAAAAAACUGUGGGACUUCAUUACUAGACUGUCUAUUAUUCUGUAUUACACACACAGACACACACAAAAGACACACAUGUUGCUCCCACAUACUAUAUGGCCUUAUAAAGAUGUGUCAGCAAACAAUUAUCCACCUUCAUAUCCAGCAGUCACAGAGGAACAGUAGCUUCUCAUUGAUAUGUGUCAUUGAUUCUGACACAGAACAAUGUUCUCUCUGUUCUGGUCUCCAGAUGUUAGGAAACAGUGUCGGCUCUUUGACUUGCCGGAUGGACGACUGCAUCAACCAGCUGCUUGUAACUUUGUCCUUUGGUACGAGCAGUUGCGUUUUGUGAAUGAUGCUAAACCACUAUUUAAAAGUGGUUGUUACAUCACAGUGUCACUUGACUACAUUUGAUUAAUGCAGGUUUACAUGAUAGUUUACAAGCGCAGACAGUUUGCUACCAGACCUCUCUAAGGGCGCCAGCUGUCGAGAGUAGUGACUCCACUAAAACCCUGCAGGUUAUGUAGCUCAUUCAUUUACAGUUUUCAGCCACAUGUGAAGUUCUAGUCUCGAAUAAUUCUGUCACUGAUAUGUUUUGGAGCAAAGCAGCAGAUGGAAACUUUUAAUGUCAAGAUUACAAACUAUGCUUUCCUGAAAAUAUCCGGAGCUAUCUUAUGUACAGCAUUUACUCCUGAUUUCCAUUCAGGAGUUCUGCACCUGGCUGCGUAUUAUGACUCCUUUAAGUCUGCACUAACUUGUUGGAAGCUUUUUUUAUUGUUACAUUGUUUAUAUGAACUUGCAUGCAACCACUCUCUGGAUUAUUCAAACCUACAAAUGCAUCAUAUGAAUCUGAUGUACAUCAUCAUACGCAUCAGAGUUUCUUCACAAGAGGUGGAAUAAACCGACGUGUUAAAUGUGAUGUGCACUGUUAAAUAUUUAUGUAAUAAGACACAAUAUCAUCUAAUGUGAGACCGGCUUUCACACCUGCACCUUGAUAUUUUGAAAAAAUCUCCUCUUAAAAUGAAACUUCAUAUGUGCACUAUAUUCAGCUUUUUUUCUUACAUUUUCCCACAGUUAUGACAUCGAGACCGACCAGUUGGUUUUGCAUUUAACGUUAGCUUUAAAGCACCUAGUAGGCACACAGUGGACGCUGUUGUGCUCGCUCAGGGAAAAAACUAACAACGAGUGUCUAGGAUAGAUGCUGUGGAUUAACACAUACAAUUAUGUCACUGCAACCAUCAGAUUUCACUGUGGUUGAAGAUAUUUACUUGUCCUCUUGUCUGUUUUUGUCUGUACAUUGACCUGUUACAUGUCGCACCACGGUUGCUCAGUUUUUCUAUCUCUUAUGUAUGCUGUGCCCUUUAUGGUAAUGUUUUCGGUGUCAUGAAUGCAUCUCAACAUAUUUGACAGUCCUAGCUACUUUACGAUGUUUCCCUCUCACACCUUUGUCAGCUCCCAAACUUUCAUGUGUAGAUAUUUGUGAAAAUGCAUAUUGCCAAACACUGCUCUGAGCUAAUCGCGUAUACAGAAAAUGAAUGCAACUAAAUCUACAUAUCAGACUUAUCAUGGUGAUUAUAGCCAUAUUCUUCAACACACUAGAGACAGUUUACAUGUGAUGUAGAACUAUAAAGCACUGGAACAUUGCACAAUGCCAUUAGUCAUGCCAUCUUACUGUAUUUACCUCUUCUUUAACCUGCUUCAUGUAUAUAUGUGAGGUAAUAUUUGUAAAAUAGCAGUAGUGUUAAUGCCAAUAGAAGCACACCGCCCUAUUAAAUGAAAUAUGUAGCGUGCACAGGUGAUACAAGGUUUAAUGGAUCAGGGAACAGAUUGGCUGCACCGAUACGGGUAGAUGGAGCAUGAUGUCUGUUUUUAAAGUGGCUCAUAUAAUAAAGAGCAUUACUCUCAAAAGAGUAUUGUAUUUUUCUACAUGUACUCUAACGCCCUGUAUUUGUACUAAGCACUUAAGAGUGUAAUUUAACCAUUUAGUGCACAUAAUGUUACUCACUCUAACAGUAAUUCUCCCUCUAAAUGUUUUUUUUCAGUACACUAUAUGAAGUUCCUGUGUGAUGGUCACCUUAGCAGUAUGAAUUGAGAACUGUAUAUUACUGAUAUUCCUUGUUUUAUGUCAAAAAAGAAAGAGAAAUAAACCAUUUUAAC